Molecule: messenger RNA, 2881 nt
Organism: Asparagus officinalis (garden asparagus)
Lineage: Eukaryota; Viridiplantae; Streptophyta; Magnoliopsida; Asparagales; Asparagaceae
Product: pentatricopeptide repeat-containing protein At5g47360
Exons: 2
Coding region: 1-759 (252 amino acids)
Molecular function (GO): protein binding
Source: RefSeq, a predicted model, not a curated record
AUGGUUGAUUUUGCUAAUAUUUUUUUCAAGGACCGCUGCGGGGAUUUGGGUUAUGGGUUUGAGAUCUUGGAGCAGAUGGAGGAGGAGAGGGGCGGGAGAUGCGGGCCGAAUGUUGUGAGCUAUACCUGUUUGAUGAGAUGCUUGUGUGAGAGCGGGAGGUUGGAGGAGGCUCUUGGGGUGCUCGAUAGGAUGGGACUGAAUGGGGUUGAGCCGAACAGGGUUACGCUGAGGACUUUGCUUAAAGGGUUUUGUGAUAAAGGGAGGGUUGAUGAGGCUUAUAGGAUUGUCGAGAGCAUGGUCGGGAAAGAGAGGGGGAUUUCAAGCAGGGAGUGUUAUAGCGUGCUUGUCGUCUGUUUGUUGAGAGCUGGGGAUUGGGAGGGGGCUCAAGGGCUUUUCGGGAGGAUGUUGGAGAGAGGAGUUAGGCCCGAUGGGGUGGCUUGUAAUUCGGUGAUGAGGGAGAUUUGUAAGAGGAGGUGUUUUUUGGAUGGGUAUAAUUGGAUUGGGGUUUUGGAGGAGAAGGGGGCGAGUUUUGUUGAUUCGGAUGUUUAUUCUUGUCUGUUGGCUGGGCUUUGUGAGGAAGGACAUAUGGUCGAGGCUGUGAAGUUGGGGAGAAAGAUUGUUGAGAAUGGGGUUAGGAUAGAGGAUGCUUGUGGUGAUUGCAUAGUGGAGGCAAUGGAGAAGGUUGGGGAGUGCCAUUUAGCUUCAGAAAUAUUGAGAAUGAAGGAGGAAAAUAAGAGCGAGUUGAUUGAGGAAAAUUGAAUGCAAUAGAGGCCAUCAAACUUAGAUUUUUUCCAGGGAGAGAAAGGAAGAUCCAAGUUGUUGUUCAUUGGUCCCUCCCAACUCUGGUACUAUGAGGUUGAAGACAUGAGGAUUUGGAUUAGAAAUAACCCAUUGCAGAGGUAUUGCUACCCUCGAGAUCUAGAAGGUAUACAUACGGCUUGAAAUUCUAAUGGAGUUUUUUUUAAAAAAAAGAGGGGAAUGUGUCAUUAUUUAAUUCUCGUUCCCCUAAAACUACUGCUUGGCUAAUUUAUGAUUUGUUGUGGAAAAAACCAUCAUAUUGUCACUACUGAACAAAUUGGAUGAAUAAAACUUUGAACUAUUGGAACCGAAGUGAUAAGAAUAUUUAAAUUACUAGUAAUCUUUCAUAUAGAAUAGAUGUGUAUGUUGCUCGCCCUGAACAUCUUGUUGCUCCUCUUUUGCAAAUCACAUUUAUAUACAACUUAUUGUUGACAGGGGGAAAAAAUCAAAGUUAUUGCUUUGAAGUAUGUUCCUCUGCUGAGGAUGAAGAUACCUAUAUCUUCCCAUCCUCCAAUUUCCCCAUUAAAUGACUAGUUCUCUUCUUGGUCACAACUCUCACGUUGUUAUUUUUAAUGCUGAUUGUUGCAGCCUUAGUAAGUUUGUAGUUGCGUGCUGUCAAUGUUUAUAGUGGUCCUCGUAUGUCAUGUGCGAAUAUUAUCAUAACCAUUAUUUGUUUUCAUUAAUUAUAUGAGUACUCAUAAGAUAAGUAGGCAAAUAAGACAAUUUACAGAAUUUUUUGCUAGUUUGUAGCUCUGUAAUUAUUGUCUUUAGUUUAUUGUUUUUUUAAAUAAAAUAAAUUGAUGUAUCUCUAUAGUAUGUUCAGAAUGUCAAAAAAAUAGCUAGUAGGAAACAUCCAAAGUUCCAACUUGAAUGUUGAUUGCAAAAGUUCCACUGCCUCUGAUUCAGUUGUUUUCUUAACUUUCAUUCAUCUCCAUGUUGGUCGAUAUUUUAUAGUUUCAAGCAUAACUCAGUUUUAUACCAUAAAAUGUGGAGUUUUGUCAACCAUAAUAUGGUCCCCUAAACGUGCAAGUUUUUGUGCUUACUACCGGCCCAAAAAUGACAGUCUAAAAAUCUGUAAGCUGACCUUAGUCUUCGAACAGUCCUUAAAACGUUUCCCCUUUUUGAUGACCUUGAUAUUUGAUCGUAGAGAAAACAGAUUUGAUGUUCCUUUCAAGUUAUUUAUAAAUUAGUUUCUUCCAGUGUGUAGCCAUCAUGCGUAAUAUCUUUUCGCAUACAAAUCAAUAAUUUCCUACAUAACAAAUGCAAAUGGAGUGCUUUUUAGUAUUAACCGGUUAUAAGUUAGAGUUGUUUGAUCUUACCUGAUUUUUCAGCAAAUGAUGAAUAUCAGGGCUGUCGUUUCUCGUGCACAAAUGUGACCGCACAAACGUUUCAGGUAUCUGAGGAAACAAUUAUUUAUAUGUGGUUUUCAAUUUAGAAGGCUGACAAGUUGACAGAAUAAGUUGAACUGAGUCCUGCGGUUGAAUUUUACUGUAUUGAAAUUCUGAACAAUGAUUCAUUCGGAAAUAGAAAAAAAAAAUGCUUUUGAUCAUGAAUGUUUCUUAUUUACAUCACUAGCCUACAUUUUGGUUGUUCUGGAUUCAUACUUGACAAUCUUAGCCUACAUUUUGGUCACCAUUUGCAAAAUUCUGGCCCUCAUCCUUCCCGGCUGGCAGCUUGUUACGCCAACCAAAGACGAAGGAAAGAAACAGUUCUGUAAAGACCUAACUUUUCCUCCAAUUUUUUUAGAUCCAACUACAUUGUAAGAUGCAUCUCAAGAUCAGAGUGAUAUAUUUAUAUUCUAAUGACUAGCAAAAGAAAGGGAUAUUUAUAUAUUUAUGCGAUAGUAAGUGUUUUACAUCUUUGGUUCAUGCAUUGCAGUAUAAUGGCUCUCUUGUUCUCAUAUUUUCAUAAAUUCUUGCUUUUUUGGGUUGAUUUUCAAGCUUGCAACUUGGUUUCCUUAUUAUCAUGCAUCUGUCAGUCAACCUCUGUCAUAUAUUUACUUGAUCGAUUUUGCUUUCCAUGCGAUGUUAGUGUUUUAUGUGCACACAGGAUAGCCUUAUAUUACACAGGUCCAAAUGAGGCA